AUGAUUAUCCAAAUGGAAACAUUGAAAUUGGAUUCAAAUUUAAUUCAAAUUUGCUUUGAUGAAGCAGAAAAAGGCCUAAAAAAUGGUGAAGUUCCUGUGGGUUGUUUGUUCAUCAUUGAAGAUCAAAAUGGUGACAAACAAAUCUUGGCUAAAUCACAUAAUCGAAGCAAUGAAUUUAAAAGUGCUUUAAAACACGCUGAAAUCGAUUGCAUUAAUCAGAUUGUUGAUCAAUAUCCGAAAAAUCAUCAUGAAAUUUUCAAAAAAACAAUUGUAGUCUUGACUCUUGAACCUUGUAUAAUGUGUUGUCGAGCUUUGAGACGAUUACAAGUGAAAGCAGUUUUGUAUGGAGCUCAGAACGAACGUUUUGGUGGCGCCGGUUCGGUAAUGUCUGUACAUUCGGAUUCUCGAAUAAAUGAUCCAAUUUUGAAUUGCAUAUCUGGUUCAUUGGAUGCCGAUAGAACUGUGGCAUUAUUGAAACGUUUCUAUGAUCAAACCAAUGAGAAUGCUCCUAAGGAUAAAGUGAAAAUUAAAAAAUCGACUUCCAAUAAUUCAAUUAAUGACGAAUCGAAUAAAAACCUAAUGCAAAAUAGUUCAAAACAAUCAAUACGACCAUCGUCAUCCAAAUGA
Molecule: messenger RNA, 627 nt
Organism: Dermatophagoides farinae (American house dust mite)
Lineage: Eukaryota; Metazoa; Arthropoda; Arachnida; Sarcoptiformes; Pyroglyphidae
Source: RefSeq, a predicted model, not a curated record